GGCGGUGUAAACGAUGGAGUUGUCUGUCAUAAAUUGCAUCAUUCAUGACAUAACAAAUUUGGCAGACGCCUGUACGCACCUGCCUGCCCCUUCGGGUCAAGCUACAUAUCCAGAGUUUGAUGACUUUGACCAGAGUCCGUCGUGGGCUUGAUGACUCGGUAAUACGACGGUAAUACCAGUAGUAAAUCGACUUGACUCGAACGAAAUGUCGAUAAUCAGAAUAUUGUUCAAAUGUUUGCUCAGUCCACGCUUGUACAAGAUAUACGACACCGGACCAAUUGACAAACUCUACGAGCCACGGAAUCUCGAACGAUGGGGCGAUCAGAUACUCACCUCCUUUACUUUGAUGUGGUCGUUCAGCCUCUAUGCCAUCCCGUUUGUAGCUACUUUUAUGUAUCGUCGCAGCUACCCCUUGGCUGACCAGAUAUGCUCAUUGACAAAGGUCGCAGCUGGAGCAGGAGUAAUUUUAUUCGCCUCCCUGGUUGCUCGAGGUUACUCAAGAGCCACAAAUCCAGUAUACAUUAAGUUUGUUCAAACUCUAAACAAAGCCAAGGCACGCUAUGAUUCCGAGUCUAAAAGACAACUGCUUCAGUACGAUUUUGAAUUUUGGGCAUGGCCGGUUGACUUUGAUUUUCCCAAGGAGAUCAGAGACCGAGAUCUAAAAAAAGCGCUACAUAGAAUGGAUAGAAACGAAAGUGCUCGUAGGCAAGGAGAACUAUUGAUGGCCCUUCCAUGUAGGCUCGUUUCCUAUGUUGUAGCACAUACCCUUGCGGUGAAGCUUAUGUACCCGGGAUGCAUCUCAAUUCUAAAUUAUGCCAUGGCAUCUACACUCUUGCAAGGAAGACUUGAUCUGAUCAAAAGGGGUGGGACAAGAUCGAAAUUGGCUACCGUAGAUGGAAAUUACAUUGACACGAUGUUUGUUGAUCAACGUAACAAGUCAACUCAUGGCAAUACUCUAGUUGUAGCAUGCGAAGGAAAUUGUGGAUUUUAUGAGAUCGGAAUCCUAGGUACGCCACUCAGCAAAGGCUACUCGGUACUAGGAUGGAAUCACCCUGGUUUUGGGGGUAGCACGGGCUUGCCAUAUCCGUCGCAAGAACAGAAUGGAAUCGAUUGUGUGAUGGGCUUUGCCAUCCAUUGUCUGGGAUUCUUGGAAAGUCAGAUAAUACUGUAUGGUUGGAGCAUCGGAGGAUACACGGCGACUUGGGCAGCAAUGCACUAUCCUUCUGUUUCCAGUGUGGUCCUUGACGCAACUUUUGACGAUGUUUUGCCACUCGCAAUUUCAAGAAUGCCAAGACCACUUGAAAGACUUGUCCGUACUACAGUCAGGGAACAUCUGAAUUUAAACAUUGCUGAACAACUAGUCAGAUAUCAUGGUCCAGUGCUGUUGAUAAGACGAACGGAGGAUGAAAUGGUGUGCGCAGUUACAGAAAGCUCAGAGAACAAUUCUGGUACAGACAAUGUAGAUGAAAAUAACGUCACGUGGAAUCGUGGUAAUCAUUUAUUGGCUAAGCUACUGGCACGUCGUUACCCGCACGUACUUCAAAGCACCCCAGAAAUAUCACUACUUAGAAAAUUUCUGUCUGUAGCAAGCCCACACGCGCGACGAUCUAUCCUUGAGCAGGCAGGAGUUAACGAUGAAGAAUGUAUUGCAAUGAUAAAGAAUUAUCUGACUGCACGGGGUAAUGUCGUUACAUAUCCAUCAGAUCUUGGGGAAAGUUGUGAGCUUUCUGAUAGGCUUAAGCUGACAUUAUUUCUAGCAACUAAAUAUAUGAAAGAUCAGCACUCGCAGCAUUGUACGCCAUUGGUCAAGGAGCUUUUUCACCCUGGAUGGGACCCAGCAACACUCACCAAGUGAACUUAGCACGUCACAGACUAGAAGAAUUUCCUCUAUUGUGUAUGGUUUUUGCAUAAACAAAUCUUUUAAUUAAUUUCCGAUAUUGCUAGCUGUUUACAAAUCUAUUUUCUUUAUUUACAAAAAUUGGUCGGUUAUUUUCAUAUGCAUAUAUUGCUUUCAUCUAAUAAAUAGUGCGAACAGUAUUCAAGAUCGACAGUAUAAUUUUGGUAGAGAGAAGUAAGUGUUUGUAUAGGAAGUUUUCAACUGUUUACUAUGCUGCGCGCCAAGAUCUCAUGGAAGUUUUGUAGUAUCUAGUGGUUCUAUUUUGUUUGUGAAAGAGAAGGGUAACUGUUGUCGGAUUCUUAUGGUUAUUUAUGUAUUUUUUAAUUGGAAUAAAGCGUUUUCAUUAUUUUUUCUAUACGAAACAGUCGAAUUUGAUUGUCGUUGCAAUUGUAAUAAAUAAAAAAAAACGAUAUUAAGUU
Neodiprion virginianus is the source of this 2316-nucleotide messenger RNA. Its product is annotated as phosphatidylserine lipase ABHD16A. The record is from RefSeq and is a predicted model, not a curated record. NCBI's taxonomy places the organism in Eukaryota, Metazoa, Arthropoda, Insecta, Hymenoptera, Diprionidae. The coding region runs from base 206 to 1855 and encodes 549 amino acids. The transcript is spliced from 11 exons. Gene Ontology annotation, biological process: monoacylglycerol catabolic process; phosphatidylserine catabolic process. Gene Ontology annotation, cellular component: endomembrane system. Gene Ontology annotation, molecular function: monoacylglycerol lipase activity; glycerophospholipase activity.